UAUUAAGUUGUAUGUGCAGCCGUUGCUUAAGUGAGUUCAAGCUCAACAUAAAAUGCGGACACUCCGCGAAACAUGUGUGUGCAACGCGCAACGCGGCAUCUUCUUGGCUUUGCUGGUGUCGGUGAUUGCUAAUGCAAAGCUGCUUGAGGAACAGGUACAGGCAAUCCUGGAGAGCGAGGCGCCGAUAGGCUCCCAGCCGCUUCCGGCCUUCCGCGUGCUGCUGUUGGCGCUGCCAUACGCGGCGCACUCGCUGCCACUGCUGCGACUGGGACAGGAGCUCGCCAGCCGGGGUAAUGCCGUGUUCUUCGGCAGCACGGACGAUUACGUGGAGUUACCGUACGGGAAGCAGGUGGAUUUCGCCGCCCUGGGCGUCACGUGGUUGCCGCUGGGGGCCCCGCUGCACAACGCCUCCCAGCGCCAUGAGCGGGAGCAGUGGGCCGUGGAGCACUGGGACUCCAACAACCCAGACAACGCCUUCCGCAACUCCACCGGCGUGCUCAUGCGCGAGUUCCACGUCGUGUUCCUCAACGGCUUGGCGAAAACACACAAGCUCGGCCCCGGCUCCUUUGACGUCGUGAUCACCGACUUCCUCACGUCCGCCGGACACGACUAUGCGGAGUACAUCGGGGCGCCACUGGUCGUAUUCAACAGCCUGUCGUACAUCGCCUUCGAAUCGCGCAUGAUGGCCGUGCCGCCCGCCCUGCUGAUGCCCGUCAUGCCCAUCAUGCUGCCGUACAAGAUGGACUUUGCGGCUGCCGUACAGAACACGCUCAUGACGCUGCUGUUCGAGGCCAAGCCCUGCCGUACAUUCCUGGACAUCAUGGAUGAGUGUCGUGCGCUGGGUGGCCUCGUGCCCGGCAGCUUCCGGCAGUCCCUCACCCGCCGCCCGCAACCGCUUCUGCUCAUCCCCGCCGCCCCCGGAUUUGAGCCGCCCGUUGCCCUGCCCCCCCACGUCCGCGUGGUGGGCGGCAUGCUCUUCGAAUCCGGGCCCAUGUCAGACAAGAUCCGGGAGUAUCUGGAAUCGGAUCCAGGCACGCCCGUGAUCUACGUCGGAUUCGGAUCCUUCGUGGAUUUUCCGGAUCCAACUUACGCGCUGAUCCUGCGCGCGCUGGGCCGCGUCCCGGCGCGCGUGCUUUGGUCGCUCAAGCCUAAGUCCGCGCCGAGCGUUAUGGCGGCGAUUGCGAACGGCACGGCGCCGGCCAAUGUGCGCGUGGAGCCGUGGGUGCAACAGCUGGCGGUGCUGCGGCAUCCGGCCGUGAAGGCGGUGGUGACACACGGCGGGUUCAGCAGCGUGAGCGAGAUCAUGUACGUCGGAAAGCCCAUGGUGGCCAUCCCCGGCUUCGGCGACAACGAGCACAACGCCUGGAAGCUGCAGCAGCUGGGGGCGGCGGUGCAGCUCAGCAAGGAGUCGCCGCAGCUCGAGCAGCAGCUGGUGGAGGCGGUCAACAAGGUGCUCACGGACCCCUCCUACACGGCGGCGGCGCGGCGGCUGGGCCUGGUGACCCGCACCGCGCCCGGCGCCCCCCACGCCGCGGCCCUGGUGGAGCAGGUGGCGGCGCUGGGCUCCACGCAGCACCUGUCGUCGCCCGACAACACAGGGGUGGUGGCGGCGGCGACCGCGACGCUGGCGGCGGUGCCGCUGGUGCUUGCGGCGCUGGUGCUGGUGUGUUUGGCCCGGUGCUUGGGGGGCAGCGGCCGGCGGCGCGUGAUGAAGGCGAAGCCUGAGUAGCGUCGUCCGGUGUUCGUUGGAUCCAAUUGGCACUUUGGCAGGUCGCAUUGCAUUCCGUUCAAUCGUAACACCUUGUCUUGGUCAGUCACUAGUACGUGACUAGUACACGUCGGCUUUUUGGCACGGCCCAUGAUCCCGUUGCAUUCCGUACAAUCGUAAAACCUUGGUCAGUCAUUAUUGUACGUAUGGACUCAGCCCUUGGCUUAGCCCGCUUUCCUUGAAGGGGAAACCCUCAGUCGGCUUGGACCCUUGAGCACUGCGGCAGGUGCACUAGUCGGCCUUCUCGAAUGAUUUCGUUGCAUUUGCGCCAACUUCGUGUGUUUUCGGGGUUUGAUCACGGGGUUUGAUGGACCCGUCCGGAUUAGUUGGGGUCCACGUUGAUCGGAUGAAUGUCAGUGUGCCAGGGGUGCCCCAAUCGAGUAUUGCUUUCGAAAUUCAGAAUUUAUUAACACUAUUG
Molecule: messenger RNA, 2186 nt
Organism: Chlamydomonas reinhardtii
Lineage: Eukaryota; Viridiplantae; Chlorophyta; Chlorophyceae; Chlamydomonadales; Chlamydomonadaceae
Exons: 9
Coding region: 53-1729 (558 amino acids)
Molecular function (GO): UDP-glycosyltransferase activity
Source: RefSeq, a predicted model, not a curated record